Molecule: messenger RNA, 5427 nt
Organism: Platichthys flesus (European flounder)
Lineage: Eukaryota; Metazoa; Chordata; Actinopteri; Pleuronectiformes; Pleuronectidae
Product: pleckstrin homology domain-containing family G member 3-like
Exons: 19
Coding region: 401-4384 (1327 amino acids)
Molecular function (GO): guanyl-nucleotide exchange factor activity
Source: RefSeq, a predicted model, not a curated record
CAAGGACACACACGGACACACACGAACCUCAGCCGGGACUCGGGGUUCACUUCUUCUGUCACAUGAGACAGAGCGAGAGGGAGGAGCCGUCGAAGCCGUCUGUGGUCGAGGUGUGGACACCGUGUGGACUGCUCAGGUGGUUUCAGAUCCAGCUGGUCGGUCCGGUUCCUCACAGCUGGUCUCUGUCCCACUGACGCUCUGUUUUGGUUGGAUUAAGUUUCACCCUCAUGUCAACAAACACACUCAGCGGAUCCUCCUCCAUUGUUCUGCUGCUCCACCAUGAGACGCUCAGUGAAGUGAAGACCAGGACGACGCAGAAGAAGCAACGAGCCUUGGUCCUUGUCUGCUUGAUUUUCACUUUCAUUCAUGUCCUAUCUGCUAACAUGGAGAAGAGAGGUUUAUGACAAGUGUCAGAGCGAUGCCUGAAGGAUCUGUCAUCGUCUCGUCUGACGUCUCCAUGUCUGAAGAGUCGCCCCGCCUCUCUACCGCCUCUAUUAGCAGUAAUGACCGGGCGCCUUCAGCCACGCCCUCGGACACAGAGCUGCCUUUGUCGGACCCUCGCCCUGUGAGCCUGAUCUCCACGCUGUCCUCGGGAUCCAGAGACGACAGCCUCGCCCCGCCGCCAUUCAGCCAAACCUCCGCCCCCGGCUUCAGCCCCGACCCGAGCCCCGCGGGACACGGCGUCGAGGAGUCGAGGCCAUGCCCACCCUGUCACAGUAAGGGGUGGAGCCUCGGCCUCACCCAGAACAACAACAACAACAAAGAGUCACCGGCGAGUCGGGCCUCACGGGGCCGGCAGCAGACGGCGCCGCUCAUGACCGGCAGCAUGACACCGAAGCCUCAGCUGACCUACCUGGACCGGGUGGUCAUGGAGAUCAUCGAGACAGAACGGAUGUACGUCAGAGACCUGCGCAUGAUCGUAGAGGACUACCUGGCUCACAUCAUCGACUGCUCCAGUGUGUCCAUCCGCCCCGAGCAGGUUUGCUCUCUGUUCGGAAACAUCGAGGACAUCUACGAGUUCAACAGCGAGCUGCUUCAGGAUCUGGACCAGUGUGACCACGACCCGGUGGGCGUCGCCCGCUGCUUCGUCCUGAAGAGCGAGUACUUUGAGAUCUACACUCAGUACUGCACCAACUACCCCAAUUCGGUGGCAGCGCUCACUGAUUGCAUGCGGAUUAAAUCUCUGGCCAAGUUUUUCCGGGAGCGUCAGGCCCAGUUGAAGCGUUCGCUGCCUUUGGGUUCUUACCUCCUCAAACCGGUUCAGAGGAUCCUCAAGUACCACCUGCUGCUCCAGGAGAUAGCGAAGCACUUUGACCCUGAGGAGGAGGGGUAUGAGGUGGUGGAGGAGGCGAUCUACACCAUGACGGGCGUGGCCUGGUACAUCAACGACAUGAAGAGGAAACAUGAACACGCCGUCAGGCUGCAGGAGGUUCAGUCUCUGCUGUUGAACUGGAAAGGUCCUGACCUCACCACGUACGGAGAACUGGUUCUGGAGGGAACCUUCAAAGUUCAUCGAGCCAAGAACGAGAGAACCCUGUUCCUGUUUGACCGCGUGCUGCUAAUCACCAAACGCCGCGGAGAACACUACGUCUACAAAACGCACAUCUCAUGUUCCACUCUGAUGUUGAUCGAAAACGCCAAAGAUUCUCUGAGCUUCAGCGUCACUCAUUACAAACAUCCCAAACAACCGCACACUGUCCAGGCGAAGACGGUGGAGGAGAAGAGGCUGUGGGCUCAUCACAUCAAACGCAUCAUUCUGGAGAACCAUCACGCCAUCAUCCCACAGAAGGCUAAAGACGCCAUCUUGGAAAUGGAUUCCAUCUAUCCGCCCAGAUAUCGGUUCAGCCCAGAGCGGCGCAAGAAAGCUGCGUCCUCUCAGUGUGAAGACGCUCGGGGGGGGCGACGUGAGUCAGAACCGAACCAUCAGAACCUGAAACCAGUCGUCAGAGACAUCUUUCAGGACGGCGGCGACACCUCCUCACUCGACCUGAACAAACAUCUUGUGACAGACGUUGGAGCUGAAGCGACAUCUGAGCAGCUGUCCAUCGAUGAGCUGCUGCAGGAUAAGACGUCAGAACCUGGACUGACAGAAAUCGCUGAACCAGACUUUUCGGAUCUGGAGCCUCCUGUGAUCUCAGUGUCUCCUCAAAGUUCAGAAGAACUGAAACCUGAAGGAGAUCCAGUCCCCCCAGAGGAGCCGCUGUCCGCCACGCCAGAUUCAGAUUCAAGAACCUUGAGCAGUGCGGAAUCAUCUGAAGAAGAGGAGGAGGACAAGAAGGCUUCAGAGAAAGAGGAUGGAGCCACAAGUAUUCUUCCAUCUUCUGUUCUGGACAAAGCCAGCUCCAUCGCUCAGCACUUCACCAGCAGCAUCAAACGAGGCGGUAAAACUCCAGACAAGGCCCGCUUCUUCGGCUUCGCUUCUCCACGGUUACCGAGCAGAACCAGCAGCAGCCUCAGCCUCAGUGCAGAACCCCCCGACCAACCUUCAAGGUUCAGCAGCGUCUCUUCUGAGGCUGCGGAGACUUUACGAGCAACAGAUUUGACUCAGUUGUCUCCUCAGGACGACAGCCUCUUUGACGCCGAUAGAAGCAUUCAACGGAGGCGGGACUCCAUCCUGUCCAAACAGGACCAGCUGCUCAUUGGCAAAAUCAAGAGUUACUAUGAAUAUGCGGAGAGCCAGGACGCCACCUUCAGCCUCCAGCGCAGAGAGAGUCUGACCUACAUCCCAACCGGGCUCGUCAGGAGCUCGGUCAGCCGCUUCGACAGCGUCCCGAAGGAUAACCACGUCCAGACCAAUCCCUCCACCUCCACCACCCUCUCCGGUCUCCACCCAUCGUCAGUGGAGUUACAGUCCACCUUACCCACAGACACCCGCUGUCGCUUGGUUUCCAGUGACUCUUUAGACUCUUUAAAGUCUGAUCAGAGAAGCUCAGAUCCAGGAGAUUCAGAAGACAGCCUCAGAUAUCAGAGCCUGCAGAAGGAUCCAUCUGAGGGUGAGGAGUUCAGACCCUCAUCUGAAAUGAUCAAGAUCUGGCAGGCGAUGGAGCGAGAGACCACCAGAUCCCACAGCGACGACAGCGAAGCUCCGACAAACUCCAGAGCAACUGAGGCUGUCACCAAGAUCCCAAACAACAGCUGUGAGCGAGAGAGUGAAGAGUCCGACCUCAGCACCGUCCCAGAAGAGUCAACGAGCCCUUCAACCCCCAAGCAAAGAUCCUCCGACGGGACUUACACGGGAAGUCUGAAGGUUUCUGGGGAAGAGGCUGUCGUCCUCAGGGCUCCGGUUCUGCGAGUCACUCAACUGAGGGCAGGGGCAGAGAGGCCCCGCGAGGACUCAAGCAAAGACCUGGACAACAUGAAGAGCAAAGUCCAGCACCUGGCUCGCCAGUACAGCCAGCGAAUCAAACCCACCAAGCCGGAGAUGAGACAGCGAAGUCCGGGCGUCUUGACCAGUAAGAAGAGUUUACCCUGCGUGCUGGAGGAGACCGAGGGUUCAGGUAAAUCAGACCUGGCGCUGGUUUCUCAGCUUAAGGCUUCUUCUCUAGAGCUGAGCCCCACCGACCAGACCCAGCGUCCGACCUCCAUCCUCACCUUCAGCUCAGGUAUGGCCUCCAUGGGUCCAGCUCCCUCCCGCAGCCCUCUGACUCCUCCCCCCAUCGAGGGCUUUCACUGGCCUGACGUCCGAGAACUCCGUUCCAAAUACUCUGACCAGAAGAGUCCCGUAGGCCGGAGUCACUCCAUCCCAGAGCAGAUGUCUGACGGGGGUGUGAGGAGACACUCCAGCUGCUCCUCCAGUCCCUUCUUCGCCGAAGGAGCUUCUGGCGAGGGUCGUUCACACAAGACUCAGCGCAGCCAGGACGCCAGACGACGGGAACGCAGCAAACGGCUUCAACGAGCCAAAUCGCUGGAGCCUCAACUGAGCGGACUUCAAAUGUCUGAGCUUCAGAACCUGAAUGACCAGGUGGCCGAGGCCGAGUUCCAUGGUUACUUCAUCGCAGCUGAGACCACGUUACCCAACGACCCCGAACACAAGAUCACUGUCAUCGAGAAACUUCCAGAGCCUGAGUCCGAAGAGACCGCCUCGACAUCAAAAGAAGAAGAAGAAGAAGAAAAUUACGUUCAGAUCCGUUCACCAACCAGCAGGGAGAAGAUCUCCAUCAUGGCCGUCAUCGACCGCUGCCGAGCCUAUCAGGAAUCUGACGAAUACAAACAGAGAGACGAGGCUAAAAGCAAAACUCUGAAGCCUCAAGAGCUCGACAAGACCAGCGCGUCUUUGACCAGUCGGGACGAAGAGUCCAAGAAGACAAACGCGGGACAGAAGACGGAAGUUGGACAUCAGAGUAUCGUAAAGAACCUGAGAGAAAAGUUCCAGAGUCGGAGCUGAAGAACAUUUUUAUAAAACUGUGAGACGUUGGAUCAGCGAGGAACCCAAAGUUUGUGUUUCAUUCAUUUAGUGGUGAACAGAUGAUGAGAUGAGUUUGUUAUUAUUAUUAUUAUGAAUUAGAAACCAUGAGAUCCAGAUUAUUAUAACUCAAACUAAUUUGCCCCAAAAAUCUCUUGUGCUGUAAACACAACAGAUUGUUUGUUUUGUGAAUGUUUAGAAACAUGUAAGAUAUUUUUUAAACGUCUUCAAUCAGGAAUGCUGCUGGAUGUUUUGUGUGUUUUCCUCUUCACACACAUUAAGAAUCAUCACUUCACUGUAAACGCGUCAUAUGUGCCAGUUACAGCUGUUUUUUUACUGUAAAAAAAUAAGCUAAAAAAUAACCACUACAUUUUCACGUCACUUUGUUCAGUCACACGUCUGAAGCAUCAGAUUGUGAUGUUCCCUCAGUGCGUCAGGACAGCUUAGCUUAGCUUAGCUUAGCUUAGCACAAAGUGGGCGCAGGAGAAAAGCUUCAGGUGUGUUUGUGUUUGUGUUUUGUUUUCAUUCAUUUUCCUUGACUGUGUUUUUAAUCUGAUGUUUUUUCUGGUUUGAUGAAACUUUAUGUGUAAAAACACAAACUGUCUGAAACCUGCUUCAUCAAGAGAUCAAUGAAAAUAACAAACAAUUAGUGAAAUCAUCAUUUAACUGUUUAACUUCUCUGAGCAGAUUUUGUAAGUAAGAAUUAUUUUCUUUAUGAGAAAAUCAUAAAAAUCUACCUGGAUGUUUGAGUAUUAAUGUUGAUUGAGUAUACAUCUGUUUUGGUCUGUUUAUUUCAGUAAUUGAUUAACUGUGGUUUAUUGAUUUCCUGAUAAACAGCUGUUGUCCUCCAUACACAAGAAUGACUUGUUUGAUUUCGUGCCUUGCUCAAAGGCACACUGGCAUAUUAGAAACUUGAAUUUGUGAGUUUCAACGUCCUGUUUACUUCACAUGAUUUAAACACAAAACACAGCGAACACACCUCAGAGAACAUGUGUUUGAAUCUAUAUUAAAACCAUGUAAGCAGA